Messenger RNA from Zygotorulaspora mrakii, 1836 nucleotides. RefSeq names its product alpha-glucoside permease (gene MAL11). Gene Ontology annotation, molecular function: carbohydrate:proton symporter activity. The transcript has a single exon. Gene Ontology annotation, cellular component: membrane. Gene Ontology annotation, biological process: transmembrane transport; carbohydrate transport. The record is from RefSeq and is a predicted model, not a curated record. Lineage: Eukaryota; Fungi; Ascomycota; Saccharomycetes; Saccharomycetales; Saccharomycetaceae. The coding region runs from base 1 to 1836 and encodes 611 amino acids.
AUGAAGAAUCUUUCAUCGUUAGUGAAUAGAGUACAAAGCGAAGCGGAUAACCAGGACGCUGUUGUUAGAGGCACCUCAAGCAGCAGCAACCUGCCAAGCAUAGAGUUGGAGGAGGAAGUAAUACAGAAAGGGAAGAAAGAUGCUGGGCUGGAUCCGGAGCAUCUAGAGUUUACUACCGAUACGUUUCCCGCCGAUGGGGUGCAAGAGGAAGAGAACGAUACGCUCAGAAUCAUGAACGAGACCGACGACGCUGAGGAGGCCAACGAGGAAGAAAAGAACAUGACUUUACUUGAAGCUCUGAGACGUUACCCCAAGGCAGCAUUUUGGUCCAUAUUGGUGUCGAGCACUUUAGUUAUGGAGGGGUACGAUACCGCGUUGCUUAACUCACUUUUCGCACUACCUGUUUUCCAAAAGACAUUUGGUUCCGUAACCAAAACUGGAUCCUAUGAAAUCACCUCAAAAUGGCAAAUCGGUUUGAAUAUGUGUGUGUUCGUCGGGGAGAUCAUAGGUCUACAACUGACAGGUUUCAUGGUGGAAUGGACAGGAAAUCGUCGCACAAUGAUCACGGCUCUCUCCUUUUUCACUGUCUUCGUUUUCAUUUUGUACUACUGCAACAGCUUAGCCAUGGUCGCAGUAGGUCAGAUAUUGUGCGCUAUGCCUUGGGGCUGUUUCCAGAGUUUGGCUGUAACGUAUGCUUCAGAAGUCUGCCCAUUGGCUUUGAGAUAUUAUCUAACAACGUACUCCAAUAUGUGCUGGUUGUUCGGUCAACUGAUUGCCGCGAUUGUUAUGAAGAACUCCGAAAGAAAUUUUUCAGACUCCGAACUGGGCUACAAAAUACCGUUUGCCAUACAAUGGGUCUUUCCGGUACCUUUAGCGCUGGGCAUCUAUUUAGCACCCGAGUCUCCGUGGUGGCUGGUGAGAAAGAGCAAAAUGGAAGAUGCCAAGAAGUCUCUGAAAAGCAUCCUCAGCGGUAGUGGCCAGGAGAAAGACAUCCAAGUAAACAUCACCCUGGAGCAAAUUAAAUUGACAAUCGAGAGGGAAAGAAUUGAAGAAAAAGGCGAAGGAUCCUUCCGCGAUUGUUUCAAGGGCGUGAAUGCGAGAAGGACCAGAAUAUCGUGCCUAACGUGGGUUGCUCAGAACAGCUGUGGCUCAGUUUUGCUUGGGUACUCGACCUACUUCUUCACAAGAGCCGGCCUAGCCACAAGCAAGGCCUUCACCUUUGCAAUUGUCCAGUUUUGCCUCGGGAUAGUCGGUACAAUUUGCUCGUGGCUCGCCUCUGGUCGUAUAGGAAGAUGGACCAUCCUCGCAGCAGGACUGGCCUUCCAGAUGGUGACGCUGUUCGUCAUCGGCGCGCUGGGCUUUUCGUCCUCUUCAAAGGCCAGCUACGGCGUGGGCGGGUUAUUGCUGGCGCUCUCUUUUUUUUACAACGCCGGUAUUGGCGCCGUCGUCUACUGCAUUGUCGCCGAGAUCCCGUCGGCCGAAUUGAGAACUCAAACCAUAGUCCUGGCGCGCAACUCAUACAACCUCAUGGCAAUAUUCAACUCUAUCUUGACCCCCUACAUGCUUAACGAGGACGAUUGGAACUGGGGUGCCAAAACAGGCCUAUACUGGGGCGCAUGCACAGCCGUCACUCUCCUCUGGGUCGUGAUCGAUCUGCCCGAAACCUCAGGCAGGACGUUUAGCGAGAUCAAUGAGCUCUUCGCACAACACGUCCCCGCCAGGAAGUUCAAGACCACCAAAGUCGAUCCUUUCCGAAACGCGCCCGCGGCUACCGAUUUGCCCAACGAUGAGCAACGCAGCCUACAAGAGCGCCAACCCCUGGUACCGAAAACCUAA